AUGCCCCUUUGCGUGAAUAAUACCGACACCAUCGGUCAACUAAAGAGAAAGAUUAUUGAUGUUCCAGUUGAACGUCAAAUCUUAUACCUUGAUGAUCAAGAACUUCUUGAUCAACUCAGUACUGUUCAAGAUUGCAAGAUUAAUCGAUUCUCCAAUAUUUCUAUUGAAAUCGAUGAAAGUCUUACAUUGAGUGCAAGAACUACGGGUGACGAAGAAAUCAUCUCUGUUAAUGAUAUGAAGGGUUCUGAUUCGGUGAUUGAUCUUAAAAACAGACUCCAAGAACCCGCUCGCCUCAGUUCGAGUCGUAUGGAGUUAUAUUUCGCCGGUAAAUGUUUAAGAAACGAGGAAACGCUUUAUGAUUCACUGAUCUCAAAUGGGGUUCUGGUAUAUGUCUUGCCAAUUCGUGUUGCACCAAUCCCCGUGUGGGUUGAUACGGCUGAUGGAUUUCAAUACCCAUUUAAUAUCAGCAGAUUAGAUACCAUACAACUUUUUCAAGAAAAAUUUGAACUUAAUGAAGAGGAUGUGAUUCCUGUUGCGUUGCAACGUUACUUUUACAAAGAGACACACUGCUUGGAAGUUCUGCCGUCGGCGACUACAGUGAAGGAGUUCAAGAGAAUGAUUAAACGAGUGACAAAUAUAUCUCCACGCCAUCAGAUUGUCUACAUACCACCACCAACACGACUAGAAGACCCCGAGUCGGUUUUAUCAGACUACGACGUUCAUAAUGCCACCACUGUUCAUGAGGUGUUUCGUGGUAUGAAGUUAUUUGUCAGGAAUGAAGAAGAUGAGAAUGCGUUUACGAUAGCAGUUAAGGGAACAGAUAGCAUAUUGAAAGUGAAAAGAAAAAUCUAUAAGCAACAAGGGAUUCCAGUUGUACAUCAGGGAGGGCCUGGCGUGGUGCUAGAAGUAAGUAGUAGUAGUUCAAUUCUAAACAGUACAUUAGUGUUGAGGAAAUUAAAUGAUGAUAUUGGUUUUAUGUGGGUGAUCAAUGAUGCAAUUAAGGAACUAAUCAUGCAACUGCAGGAAGUGGUAUUUGGUUUGUCAUUUGUGGUUUACUAA
Erigeron canadensis is the source of this 1059-nucleotide messenger RNA. RefSeq lists its product as uncharacterized. The transcript is spliced from 3 exons. The record is from RefSeq and is a predicted model, not a curated record. Gene Ontology annotation, molecular function: proteasome binding; polyubiquitin modification-dependent protein binding; ubiquitin binding. Gene Ontology annotation, cellular component: nucleoplasm; cytosol. Lineage: Eukaryota; Viridiplantae; Streptophyta; Magnoliopsida; Asterales; Asteraceae. Gene Ontology annotation, biological process: proteasome-mediated ubiquitin-dependent protein catabolic process. The coding region runs from base 1 to 1059 and encodes 352 amino acids.